Messenger RNA from Chenopodium quinoa (quinoa), 2179 nucleotides. Its product is annotated as IST1 homolog. NCBI's taxonomy places the organism in Eukaryota, Viridiplantae, Streptophyta, Magnoliopsida, Caryophyllales, Amaranthaceae. The transcript is spliced from 6 exons. Gene Ontology annotation, biological process: protein transport. The record is from RefSeq and is a predicted model, not a curated record. The coding region runs from base 330 to 1868 and encodes 512 amino acids.
UCGUCAUCUAAGCUUUCUUGGUCUCAGAUAGGAUACUUCAUUCGUAAGCAUUUAAACUACUCCACAAUCCCAAUUAAAAAUCUCAUCCUCCUUCGGAUUUCACACGGUGUCUCGCUAUUUUUUCCUAAGUUUCAGCGUACAAAAGAACAGAGUUGCUCACUUUCUCUCUCCUCUUUUUAUUUUCUUACAACCUUUUGGAUUCUGGGGUUCUUUUGUUUGUUCUGUUCAUACUUGAAUUAUGUUGAAUUGGGCAUCAAUUUUUUUUGAUUUAUAGGUUAACUUUCAUUGUGAUUGGAUUAUUGGGUUGAGCUUGAUUUGUUCAUCUGAUCAUGUCGAUGCUUGAUUCUUUCUUCGCUAAGGGGUUUAAGGGCUCUAAAUGUAAAACGUUACUGAAACUUUCGAUUCCGAGAAUUAAGUUGCUGAGGAAUCGGAGGGAGCUUCAUAUUAAGCAAAUGCGCAAGGAUAUUGCGAAGCUUCUUGAGACUGGUCAAGAAGCUACUGCUCGUAUUCGGGUAGAGCAUAUAGUAAGGGAAGAGAAUAUGAUGGCAGCUCAAGAGAUCAUCGAAUUGUUCUGUGAGCUUAUUGCAGUCCGUCUUCCCAUUAUCGAGUCCCAAAGGGAAUGUCCACUAGACUUGAAAGAGGCCAUAUCUAGUAUUUGUUUUGCUGCACCGAGAUGUGCAGACUUGCCAGAGUUGCUGCAAGUUCAGAUGUCAUUUGCAGCCAAAUAUGGGAAAGAAUUCGUUGCAGCUGCUACGGAGCUUAUGCCGGAUUGUGGUGUUAAUCGGCAGUUGGUAGAGCUAUUGUCUGUCCGUGCUCCAUCCGCGGAAAAGAAAUUGAAGUUGCUGAAAGAAAUUGCCGAAGAGCAUGAAUUAGAAUGGGAUCCAUCUCCUUCAGAGUCUGAACUUUUCAAGUCCCAUGAAGAUUUACUGAAUGGACCGAGACAGUUUGUCAGUGGCUCCAAAGUUCCACUUCCAAUAGAAAAACAUCAUGAAGUUUCGCAAUCUACUUCAGUUCAAGAAAGUGCUGCUGAGCCUUCUGAAUCUGAAGAAAGUUUUGACGAAUUAGAGUUUCCUGAAGUUCCCAAGGGAUCACUGAGGCCAAGUGCCGAUGCAGAAGUACUUGCUCCUCCUCCACAAAGUGAGAUACAUUCUUUCCCGUUGCAAAAGUCUAACAUUGAUCCUGAGGACACUUUAUGGUCUGCCAAGCAUGAACCCCCCAAGUCUUCAGCCACUCCUGGGGAGACUAAACAAUUUUUGCCCUUCAUUUCACCCCCGUCCUCUUUGCCAUCAGCAUCACUUCCUGUUAAAGAAAGCAGUCCACCCCCACCACCUUCAAUGGCUUCAAAAGCCAAAAUUGAUGAUUACUUAAAUUUUCAUGAUGUAUUAGCAGCUGCCAAUGCUGCUGCUGAUUCUGCUGAACGUGCUGCAGCAGCCGCUCGCUCAGCUGCUAGUCUUGCAGAGGCCAGAAUUUCUGAAUAUUCCAAGAGUAAGAGUGGCAUCCAGUCCCCUGAUAGUGAUGUUGAGAAUCCAUUUCAUGCUAGUAACGAUAAUCUAUCAGCUGCAACUGAAAAGCUACAACUGGAUGACAGAAAUGCUUCAGGUGAUGAUGAUGUUUCCAAUCCUUGGAUCCCAGGUGAACACUUUGGAAAUGACCAGAAUUUAAAUGGUUUAAAACAUGCUACUAGUGAUGAAGCUAGACUGGAGUCUGAUUCCUAUCCACCAGGAGAGCAUGCUUUCAAACAAGAGGCCCCAUACCCUCAUCAGCCUCAGAGAAUACCAUCAAUGGAUGAUGAUCCAGAAUUCACGUAUCCUAACCUGUUCUCUUCACAUAGUUCUGGAGACAAUUCUCAAUCAAGGCAUGGGUCUUAAAUAGAGGUGAUGAAAGUUGCAGCGUUAUGAGUGGCGACUACCUCCGGCAUCUUAAGCCUGUUUAAUUUUUUCAUCCCCUCACACUUCCCUCAUUCUUUAAAUCAAUCAGUUGUAAAGUUAAGUGUGCUAUUUCCAAGUAAUGACGUAUGGCUUUCAUUAAUGCGAUAGAAUUCUGUUGCUUCUGAUAUGGUACGUUGAGGAGAAGUUUCUGUUACAGUUUUAUAAUCAUGUACAGUGCCUGUAUGCUAUUUUUCUGUGGAUUGAUUUUGGUGUUAAGGAAAUGUUGAUCACAGAGUUUCCAUUUUUAUUAA